AUGCUUUUAGACGAUGAACGUUUAAAAUCAAUACUCGCAGAUGUAGCAAAGAAACUUAAGGUAGAUAAAAAAUGGAGAUACGUCAUAAAGAAACUAGAUGAAGAAAUAGUCAAUUAUUCUGGUAACUUGAGACUUAUAUCUCUGAUUGACAAAACGAAUGACAAAGUAUACAAAUUGAUAUGCAAAACUCCACCAAAUUGGGCUAUUGCGAGUAUAGUUGAUGCAAUUGUCAUCAAUGAGUAUCACGCAUAUUCUACUCUGUUCCCUAUAUUCAAAAGUUUGAAAAGCAGCGUAGAUGUCGACAAUUUGUUUCCGGAAUGUUAUUAUAUAGAUUCCAAACCAGAUAAUAGGGUGCUGGUAUUUCAAGAUAUGACGUCAAAAGGUUUCGAAAGACGCCAUGGAAAUAAUUUUGACUUCAACCACAUGACCGUGACUUUGGAGACAAUAGCUAAAUAUCACGCGCUUUCUUUUAUUUUAAGAGAAAAUGAUAUUAGUAAUGUAUAUGCGAAUAGGUUAAAAUCAUUUUCGGAGAAGCGUCCUGAAUGUUUAUUUGAGUUCAUAAAGCAUUUUGUGGAUGAGUGGUUGCCGGUAUUUAAAGAUAAAUAUUAUGUACAUGUCUUGGAAGGCAUAUCGAAGAAUAUUGAGAGGAAUAUGGAAGAAUGUGUCGCCAAAGCAAAAGGAUUGGUGUACGGACACGGGGAUUUGUGGAAAGAAAAUAUUUUAUUCAAAUAUUCAGUAAGUAUUGUUUAUUAUCACACAUAG
This is a messenger RNA of Diatraea saccharalis (sugarcane borer), 762 nucleotides long. Lineage: Eukaryota; Metazoa; Arthropoda; Insecta; Lepidoptera; Crambidae. The record is from the annotation of a GenBank genome assembly.